ACAUAUAUUGCCAAAAUAUGUCCACUCUCCUGGAAAACAUCGUUGGCAUCAUUAAUCUUUUCAUGCAAUAUUCAAAAAAAGAUAAAAGCACUGAAACACUGAGCAGAAAAGAGCUGAAGGAACUUCUGGAUAAGGAGUUUCGGCCAAUCCUGAAGAAUCCAGAUGACCCAGAUACAGUUGAGGUCUUCAUGGACAACCUGGAUAUAGAUCACAACGAAAAAAUUGACUUCACUGAGUUUCUUCUGUUGAUAUUCAAGUUGGCAAAAGCAUAUUAUGAGUCGAACCGAAAACAGAACUUACCGACAUCAGGACACAGGCACAAAAGGCACAGUCAUCAUGAUAAACAUGAACAUGACAAAGAGGAAGAAAAAAAAGAAAAGAAAACCAGACACUCAAGUCUGGAAAAAAGAAACAACAGAAAAGAAAAUAGGGAAAGAUCCAAGAGCCCAAGAGAAAAAGGGAGAAAAAGACAUGAAUCACAGCCUGAGAAAAGAGGAAGAAAAGAAUAUUCACCGACUCAGAGAGAAGAGGAACAAAAUAGAAAAGCACACCAUGAGCUAAGCAAUAAGAAGAGAAACAAGACCGACAAUAGUGGAUUAGAAGACAAUGAAGAGAGACGAAGCGGAAGUCCCUACAGAAGAGAAGAGGAAAAGGAAGAAGAAUUUGAUUAUGAAAAUACAGGAAGGAUGAAGGAAAAAUGGAGAGAAAGCGGAGAUAUUGCAACAUAUUACAAAAUCAUAAAUGAAGAGGAUGAGACAUAUGAUAACCAAUUAGAAAAAAACACAAAAUUUGAUAGAGAAAGUACAUCUUAUCACCAAUCAUCAUCUCAAAGAGAAAGGCCUAGAUACAGAGAUUCGAGCCAUAAACAAUCAGCAGAGGCCAGAAACAGUAGGCGCCAAGGACCCAGCAUUAGCCAGGAGAGUGACAGCGAGGGACACUCAGAAGACUCCCAGAGGCGAUCUGAGUCCGGUUCCAGAGACCAUCAUGGGUCCGCUCGGGAGAGGUUGAGAGAUGGCUCCAGGCACCACGGGUCCCAUCACGGAGACAGAGCCGGUCACGGGCACUCUGCAGAACCAUCCGGACGAUCAGGCGCCCGUCACGCAGAGACUUCCUCUCGUGGUCGGGCUGCGUCUUCCCAGCAGCAGGCAACAUCAAGUCCAGGAGGAAGACACGGAUCCCGCCACGAGCACUCAGCAGACAGCUCUGGACACUCGGGCACCGGCCGCGGACAGUCCUCAUCUGCAGUCGGCCACCAUGCACACACGGAGUCCAGUGGCAGUCAGGCCAGUGACAGCCAGGCGCAUUCAGAAGACUCAGACUCACAGUCAGUGUCAGGCCACAGACAGGCUGGGCACAGUCAGCAGAGCCACCAUGAGUCUGCAUGGGGCCAGUCAGGGGAAAGGUCUGGACGUUCAGGCCCUUUCCUCUACCAGGUGACCACUCAUGAGCAGUCCGAGUCCGCCCACGGACACUCCGGGCGUGGCACUGGAGGAAGACAAGGAUCCCGCCACGAGCAUGCCCGAGACAGCUCCAGGCACUCAGCGUCCCAUGAGGGCCAGGACACCACUGGUGGACAGCCGGGGUCAAGCAGAGGAGGAAGGCAGGGAUCCCACCACGAGCAGUCGGGAGACAGCUCCGGACACUCAGGGUCCCAUCACCGCCACUCGGCUUCCCAGGGCAGGUCUGAUGCUUCCCGUGGGCAUUCUGGAUCCCGAAGUGCAAGCCGACAAACACGUACCCAGGAACGGUCAGGAGAUGGCUUCGGGCACUCAGGGUCGCAUCACCACGAGGCUUCCACUCGGGCAGACAGCUCCAGACACUCACAGUCGGGCCAGGAACCAUCAGUGGGCUCCAGGGCCAGCAGGCGCCGGGGAUCCAGCGUUAGCCAGGAGAGUGACAGCGAGGGACACUCAGAAGACUCCCAGAGGUGGUCUGGGUCUGGUUCCAGAGAACAUCAUGGGUCCGCUCGGGAGCAGUCGAGAGAUGGCUCCAGGCACCGCGGGUCCCAUCACGGAGACAGAGCCGGUCACGGGCACUCUGCAGAACCAUCCGGACGAUCAGGCGCCCGUCACGCAGAGACUUCCUCUCGUGGUCGGGCUGCGUCUUCCCAGCAGCAGGCAACAUCAAGUCCAGGAGGAAGACACGGAUCCCGCCACGAGCACUCAGCAGACAGCUCUGGACACUCGGGCACCGGCCGCGGACAGUCCUCAUCUGCAGUCGGCCACCAUGCACACACGGAGUCCAGUGGCAGUCAGGCCAGUGACAGCCAGGCGCAUUCAGAAGACUCAGACUCACAGUCAGUGUCAGGCCACAGACAGGCUGGGCACAGUCAGCAGAGCCACCAUGAGUCCGCACGGGGCCAGUCAGGGGAAAGGUCUGGACGUUCAGGCCCUUUCCUCUACCAGGUGACCACUCAUGAGCAGUCCGAGUCCGCCCACGGACACUCCGGGCGUGGCACUGGAGGAAGACAAGGAUCCCGCCACGAGCAUGCCCGAGACGGCUCCAGGCACUCAGCGUCCCAUGAGGGCCAGGACACCACUGGUGGACAGCCGGAGUCAAGCAGAGAAGGAAGGCAGGGAUCCCACCACGAGCAGUGGGGAGACAGCUCCGGACACUCAGGGUCCCAUCACCGCCACACGACUUCCCAGGGCAGGUCUGAUGCUUCCCGUGGGCAUUCUGGAUCCCGAAGUGCAAGCCGACAAACACGUACCCAGGAACGGUCAGGAGAUGGCUCCGGGCACUCAGGGUCGCAUCACCACGAGGCUUCUACUCGGGCAGACAGCUCCAGACACUCACAGUCGGGCCAGGAACCAUCAGUGGGCUCCAGGGCCAGCAGGCGCCGGGGAUCCAGCGUUAGCCAGGAGAGUGACAGCGAGGGACACUCAGAAGACUCCCAGAGGUGGUCUGGGUCUGGUUCCAGAGAACAUCAUGGGUCCGCUCGGGAGCAGUCGAGAGAUGGCUCCAGGCACCGCGGGUCCCAUCACGGAGACAGAGCCGGUCACGGGCACUCUGCAGAACCAUCCGGACGAUCAGGCGCCCGUCACGCAGAGACUUCCUCUCGUGGUCGGGCUGCGUCUUCCCAGCAGCAGGCAACAUCAAGUCCAGGAGGAAGACACGGAUCCCGCCACGAGCACUCAGCAGACAGCUCUGGACACUCGGGCACCGGCCGUGGACAGUCCUCAUCUGCAGUCGGCCACCAUGCACACACGGAGUCCAGUGGCAGUCAGGCCAGUGACAGCCAGGCGCAUUCAGAAGACUCAGACUCACAGUCAGUGUCAGGCCACAGACAGGCUGGGCACAGUCAGCAGAGCCACCAUGAGUCCGUACGGGGCCAGUCAGGGGAAAGGUCUGGACGUUCAGGCCCUUUCCUCUACCAGGUGACCACUCAUGAGCAGUCCGAGUCCGCCCAUGGACACUCUGGGCGUGGCACUGGAGGAAGACAAGGAUCCCGCCACGAGCAUUCCCGAGACGGCUCCAGGCACUCAGCGUCCCAUGAGGGCCAGGACACCACUGGUGGACAGCCGGGGUCAAGCAGAGGAGGAAGGCAGGGAUCCCACCACGAGCAGUCGGGAGACAGCUCCGGACACUCAGGGUCCCAUCACCGCCACACGACUUCCCAGGGCAGGUCUGAUGUUUCCCGUGGGCAUUCUGGAUCCCGAAGUGCAAGCCGACAAACACGUACCCAGGAACGGUCAGGAGACGGCUUCGGGCACUCAGGGUCGCAUCACCACGAGGCUUCCACUCAGGCAGACAGCUCCAGACACUCACAGUCGGGCCAGGAACCAUCAGUGGGCUCCAGGGCCAGCAGGCGCCGGGGAUCCAGCGUUAGCCAGGAGAGUGACAGCGAGGGACAGUCAGAAGACUCCCAGAGGUGGUCUGGGUCUGGUUCCAGAGAACAUCAUGGGUCCGCUCGGGAGCAGUCGAGAGAUGGCUCCAGGCACCGCGGGUCCCAUCACGGAGACAGAGCCGGUCACGGGCAUUCUGCAGAACCAUCCGGACGAUCAGACGCCCGUCACGCAGAGACUUCCUCUCGUGGUCGGGCUGAGUCUUCCCAGCAGGAGGCAACAUCAAGUCCAGGAGGAAGACACGGAUCCCGCCACGAGCACUCAGCAGACAGCUCUGGACACUCAGGCACCGGCCGCGGACAGUCGUCAUCUGCAGUCGGCCACCAUGCACACGCGGAGUCCAGUGGCAGUCAGGCAAGUGACAGCCAGGCGCAUUCAGAAGACUCAGACUCACAGUCAGUGUCAGGCCACAGACAGGCUGGGCACAGUCAGCAGAGCCACCAUGAGUCCGCACGGGGCCAGUCAGGGGAAAGGUCUGGACGUUCAGGCCCUUUCCUCUACCAGGUGACCACUCAUGAGCAGUCCGAGUCCGCCCACGGACACUCCGGGCGUGGCACUGGAGGAAGACAAGGAUCCCGCCACGAGCAUGCCCGAGACGGCUCCAGGCACUCAGCGUCCCAUGAGGGCCAGGACACCACUGGUGGACAGCCGGGGUCAAGCAGAGGAGGAAGGCAGGGAUCCCACCACGAGCAGUCGGGAGACAGCUCCGGACACUCAGGGUCCCAUCACCGCCACACGACUUCCCAGGGCAGGUCUGAUGCUUCCCGUGGGCAUUCUGGAUCCCGAAGUGCAAGCCGACAAACACGUACCCAGGAACGGUCAGGAGACGGCUUCGGGCACUCAGGGUCGCAUCACCACGAGGCUUCCUACUCGGCAGACAGCUCCAGACACUCACAGUCGGGCCAGGAACCAUCAGUGGGCUCCAGGGCCAGCAGGCGCCGGGGAUCCAGCGUUAGCCAGGAGAGUGACAGCGAGGGACACUCAGAAGACUCCCAGAGGUGGUCUGGGUCUGGUUCCAGAGAACAUCAUGGGUCCGCUCGGGAGCAGUCGAGAGAUGGCUCCAGGCACCGCGGGUCCCAUCACGGAGACAGAGCCGGUCACGGGCACUCUGCAGAACCAUCCGGACGAUCAGGCGCCCGUCACGCAGAGACUUCCUCUCGUGGUCGGGCUGCGUCUUCCCAGCAGCAGGCAACAUCAAGUCCAGGAGGAAGACACGGAUCCCGCCACGAGCACUCAGCAGACAGCUCUGGACACUCGGGCACCGGCCGCGGACAGUCCUCAUCUGCAGUCGACCAUGCACACGCGGAGUCCAGUGGCAGUCAGGCCAGUGACAGCCAGGCGCAUUCAGAAGACUCAGACUCACAGUCAGUGUCAGGCCACAGACAGGCUGGGCACAGUCAGCAGAGCCACCAUGAGUCCGCACGGGGCCAGUCAGGGGAAAGGUCUGGACGUUCAGGCCCUUUCCUCUACCAGGUGACCACUCAUGAGCAGUCCGAGUCCGCCCACGGACACUCUGGGCGUGGCACUGGAGGAAGACAAGGAUCCCGCCACGAGCAUUCCCGAGACGGCUCCAGGCACUCAGCGUCCCAUGAGGGCCAGGACACCACUGGUGGACAGCCGGGGUCAAGCAGAGGAGGAAGGCAGGGAUCCCACCACGAGCAGUCGGGAGACAGCUCCGGACACUCAGGGUCCCAUCACCGCCACUCGGCUUCCCAGGGCAGGUCUGAUGCUUCCCGUGGGCAUUCUGGAUCCCGAAGUGCAAGCCGACAAACACGUACCCAGGAACGGUCAGGAGAUGGCUUCGGGCACUCAGGGUCGCAUCACCACGAGGCUUCCACUCGGACAGACAGCUCCAGACACUCACAGUCGGGCCAGGAACCAUCAGUGGGCUCCAGGGCCAGCAGGCGCCGGGGAUCCAGCGUUAGCCAGGAGAGUGACAGCGAGGGACAGUCAGAAGACUCCCAGAGGUGGUCUGGGUCUGGUUCCAGAGAACAUCAUGGGUCCGCUCGGGAGCAGUCGAGAGAUGGCUCCAGGCACCGCGGGUCCCAUCACGGAGACAGAGCCGGUCACGGGCACUCUGCAGAACCAUCCGGACGAUCAGGCGCCCGUCACGCAGAGACUUCCUCUCGUGGUCGGGCUGCGUCUUCCCAGCAGCAGGCAACAUCAAGUCCAGGAGGAAGACACGGAUCCCGCCACGAGCACUCAGCAGACAGCUCUGGACACUCGGGCACCGGCCGCGGACAGUCCUCAUCUGCAGUCGGCCACCAUGCACACACGGAGUCCAGUGGCAGUCAGGCCAGUGACAGCCAGGCGCAUUCAGAAGACUCAGACUCACAGUCAGUGUCAGGCCACAGACAGGCUGGGCACAGUCAGCAGAGCCACCAUGAGUCCGCACGGGGCCAGUCAGGGGAAAGGUCUGGACGUUCAGGCCCUUUCCUCUACCAGGUGACCACUCAUGAGCAGUCCGAGUCCGCCCACGGACACUCCGGGCGUGGCACUGGAGGAAGACAAGGAUCCCGCCAUGAGCAUGCCCGAGACGGCUCCAGGCACUCAGCGUCCCAUGAGGGCCAGGACACCACUGGUGGACAGCCGGGGUCAAGCAGAGAAGGAAGGCAGGGAUCCCACCACGAGCAGUCGGGAGACAGCUCCGGACACUCAGGGUCCCAUCACCGCCACACGGUUUCCCAGGGCAGGUCUGAUGCUUCCCGUGGGCAUUCUGGAUCCCGAAGUGCAAGCCGACAAACACGUACCCAGGAACGGUCAGGAGAUGGCUUCGGGCACUCAGGGUCGCAUCACCACGAGGCUUCCACUCGGGCAGACAGCUCCAGACACUCACAGUCGGGCCAGGAACCAUCAGUGGGCUCCAGGGCCAGCAGGCGCCGGGGAUCCAGCGUUAGCCAGGAGAGUGACAGCGAGGGACACUCAGAAGACUCCCAGAGGUGGUCUGGGUCUGGUUCCAGAGAACAUCAUGGGUCCGCUCGGGAGCAGUCGAGAGAUGGCUCCAGGCACCGCGGGUCCCAUCACGGAGACAGAGCCGGUCACGGGCACUCUGCAGAACCAUCCGGACGAUCAGGCGCCCGUCACGCAGAGACUUCCUCUCGUGGUCGGGUUGCGUCUUCCCAGCAGCAGGCAACAUCAAGUCCAGGAGGAAGACACGGAUCCCGCCACGAGCACUCAGUAGACAGCUCUGGACACUCGGGCACCGGCCGCGGACAGUCGUCAUUUGCAGUCGGCCACCAUGCACACGCAGAGUCCAGUGGCAGUCAGGCCACUGACAGCCAGGCGUAUUCAGAAGACUCAGACUCACAGUCAGUGUCAGGCCACAGACAGGCUGGGCACAGUCAGCAGAGCCACCAUGAGUCCGCACAGGGCCAGUCAGGGGAAAGGUCUGGACGUUCAGGCCCUUUCCUCUACCAGGUGACCACUCAUGAGCAGUCCGAGUCCGCCCAUGGACACUCCGGGCAUGGAACUGGAGGAAGACAAGGAUCCCGCCACGAGCAUGCCCGAGACGGCUCCAGGCACUCAGCGUCCCAUGAGGGCCAGGACACCACUGGUGGACAGCUGGGAUCAAGCAGAGGAGGAAGGCAGGGAUCCCACCACGAGCAGUCGGGAGACAGCUCCGGACACUCAGGGUCCCAUCACCGCCACACGGUUUCCCAGGGCAGGUCUGAUGCUUCCCGUGGGCAUUCUGGAUCCCGAAGUGCAAGCCGACAAACACGUACCCAGGAACGGUCAGGAGAUGGCUUCGGGCACUCAGGGUCGCAUCACCACGAGGCUUCCACUCGGGCAGACAGCUCCAGACACUCACAGUCGGGCCAGGAACCAUCAGUGGGCUCCAGGGCCAGCAGGCGCCGGGGAUCCAGCGUUAGCCAGGAGAGUGACAGCGAGGGACACUCAGAAGACUCCCAGAGGUGGUCUGGGUCUGGUUCCAGAGAACAUCAUGGGUCCGCUCGGGAGCAGUCGAGAGAUGGCUCCAGGCACCGCGGGUCCCAUCACGGAGACAGAGCCGGUCACGGGCACUCUGCAGAACCAUCCGGACGAUCAGGCGCCCGUCACGCAGAGACUUCCUCUCGUGGUCGGGUUGCGUCUUCCCAGCAGCAGGCAACAUCAAGUCCAGGAGGAAGACACGGAUCCCGCCACGAGCACUCAGUAGACAGCUCUGGACACUCGGGCACCGGCCGCGGACAGUCGUCAUCUGCAGUCGGCCACCAUGCACACGCAGAGUCCAGUGGCAGUCAGGCCACUGACAGCCAGGCGUAUUCAGAAGACUCAGACUCGCAGUCAGUGUCAGGCCACAGACAGGCUGGGCACAGUCAGCAGAGCCACCAUGAGUCCGCACAGGGCCAGUCAGGGGAAAGGUCUGGACGUUCAGGCCCUUUCCUCUACCAGGUGACCACUCAUGAGCAGUCCGAGUCCGCCCACGGACACUCCGGGCGUGGCACUGGAGGAAGACAAGGAUCCCGCCACGAGCAUGCCCGAGACGGCUCCAGGCACUCAGCGUCCCAUGAGGGCCAGGACACCACUGGUGGACAGCUGGGAUCAAGCAGAGGAGGAAGGCAGGGAUCCCACCACGAGCAGUCGGGAGACAGCUCCGGACACUCAGGGUCCCAUCACCGCCACACGGUUUCCCAGGGCAGGUCUGAUGCUUCCCGUGGGCAUUCUGGAUCCCGAAGUGCAAGCCGACAAACACGUACCCAGGAACGGUCAGGAGAUGGCUUCGGGCACUCAGGGUCGCAUCACCACGAGGCUUCCGCUCAGGCAGACAGCUCCAGACACUCACAGUCGGGCCAGGAAUCAUCAGUGGGCUCCAGGGCCAGCAGGCGCCGGGGAUCCAGCGUUAGCCAGGAGAGUGACAGUGAGAGACACUCAGAAGACUCCCAGAGGUGGUCUGGGUCUGGUUCCAGAGAACAUCAUGGGUCCGCUCGGGAGCAGUCGAGAGAUGGCUCCAGGCACCGCGGGUCCCAUCACGGAGACAGAGCCGGUCAUGGGCACUCUGCAGAACCAUCCGGACGAUCAGGCGCCCGUCACGCAGAGACUUCCUCUCGUGGUCGGGCUGCGUCUUCCCAGCAGCAGGCAACAUCAAGUCCAGGAGGAAGACACGGAUCCCGCCACGAGCACUCAGCAGACAGCUCUGGACACUCGGGCACCGGCCGUGGACAGUCCUCAUCUGCAGUCCGCCACCAUGCACACGCGGAGUCCAGUGGCAGUCAGGCCAGUGACAGCCAGGCGCAUUCAGAAAUCUCAGACUCACAGUCAGUGUCAGGCCACAGACAGGCUGGGCACAGUCAGCAGAGCCACCAUGAGUCCGCACGGGGCCAGUCAGGGGAAAGGUCUGGACGUUCAGGCCCUUUCCUCUACCAGGAGACCACUCAUGAGCAGGCCGAGUCCGCCCACGGACACUCCGGGCAUGGCACUGGAGGAAGACAAGGAUCCCGCCACGAGCAUGCCCGAGACGGCUCCAGGCACUCAGCGUCCCAUGAGGGCCAGGACACCACUGGUGGACAGCCGGGGUCAAGCAGAGGAGGAAGGCAGGGAUCCCACCACGAGCAGUGGGGAGACAGCUCCGGACACUCAGGGUCCCAUCACUGCCACACGGCUUCCCAGGGCAGGUCUGAUGCUUCCCGUGGGCUUUCUGGAUCCCGAAGUGCAAGCCAAGAAACACGUACCCAGGAACAGUCAGGAGACGGCUCCGGGCACUCAGGGUCGCAUCACCACGAGGCUUCCACUUGGGCAGACAGCUCUAGACACUCACAGUGGGGCCAGGAACCAUCAGCCGGCUCCAGGGCCAGCAGGCGCCGGGGAUCCAGCGUUAGCCAGGAGAGUGACCUCGAGGGACACUCAGAAGACUCCCAGAGGCGGUCUGCGUCUGGUUCCAGAGACCAUCAUGGGUCCGCUCAGGAGCAGUCGAGAGAUGGCUCCAGGCACCCUGAGUUCCAACAGGCCAAUAGACGUGGUUAUGGGUCCUCUUCCUCUGUGUUCUCAGACUCUAGUACCAGCAAGGAACAUGUUCACUGUAGUAGUCUUUCCGAAGAUUCUGAAUAUUGGUCAGGAAUACAGCCACGUGGCAGUGAUGACAUUUCUUGUUCUCAUACCUUUUAUUCUGAUACUACUGAAAGGCAUGGAGGUCAAUCAGGGUCAGUUUGGAGACAUGGCAGCUAUGGUAGUGCAGAUUAUGAUUAUGGUCAAUCUGGGUUUAGUCACUCUCAGGAUGGAAGUGUUCAUUUCAAUUCCAACCCGGAGGUUUUUAAGGAAAGAUAUAAAAUCAGAAAAGCAAGUUCAUUUGUUGAAGAUCAUCCAAGGUUUCAUGCAACGUAUAUUAAUAGGUACCCAGGUUUAUAUGGGCAUUCAAGAGAUACAUCAAAGCAGCUGGGAUUUAGUGAGUCACAGAGAUACUAUUUCUAUGAGUAAGAAACAAAUGGCAAAGGAAUUUGUCCAAGAACAGAAGAACCAGGCAAAAACCCUUUCAAUCUAGAAACUUCAUAAUACUUUCUGGGAGGCUAUUUUUUUCCUGUCAAUCUGUUUAAAAUAUUCUACAGUAUUUCAUUGGUUUGGUGGUCAUUUAUUUUUAGUAUGUAGUCUUUAAACUUUAUAUUUUGGGAAUUAUAAAUUUAAGAAAUCAAUAUUAUGGAGAGCUAACUUUAGAAAAUACGAGUAUUUUAGGAGAUUGGGGGUCAAGUAAUGUUUCAUGUUUUUGAGAGUUUAAGUUUUAGAUAUUCUCCAAAUUUCUAAAUUAAUUAUUUUCCAGAAAUAUUGCAGAUGCUAGAAAUAUGAAACUAUUCUUUGGCAUACCAAAGUGUGUAUAUCAACACUACGGCUUAGGACAUCUUUCUCUCUUCUUUUUCUAUUGGAAUUCUAUGAUUCUGUAUUCAAAAAAAUAAUCUUGGACAGAAUUGGUGUUUGAUUAAACUGCAUUAAAAUCAGAAAUAAACUAUUAAUCAUAUAA
Callithrix jacchus (white-tufted-ear marmoset) is the source of this 10788-nucleotide messenger RNA. RefSeq names its product filaggrin (gene FLG). Lineage: Eukaryota; Metazoa; Chordata; Mammalia; Primates; Cebidae. Gene Ontology annotation, biological process: establishment of skin barrier. Gene Ontology annotation, cellular component: keratohyalin granule; cornified envelope. Gene Ontology annotation, molecular function: calcium ion binding; transition metal ion binding; structural molecule activity. The record is from RefSeq and is a predicted model, not a curated record.